AUGAGAGUGCGUCUGGUCAUUACACUCGCUCUCGCACUCUUCUUUCUCCAAACAUGCCAAUCUCAUCGGAUGAGACCCAAUGAAUUCGACAGAGUCACGUACACCAUUGUCGCGACUACCGUCGUCGUCUUUCUUUUGGCCGUAUUGUACCGAGACUGGCUCGUAUGGAAGGAGAUCUUGGACCCGCAGUGUUUACGCCGAGGAAAUCUCGAUCCACAAAUGCGCAACAUCUGCAAGGAGAAGAAUGCCCAGGUUAUGCGAAGGAUCGGAGGAAUGAUAGAGAGAGCAGGGAAGUAUCAUCGCGAAAACUUACGUAAAAAAGCCAACAAGCGGAAAAACGAGAAGCUCAAGUGGCAACCUGAUAAAAGAUUUGGCAAGCGAGGCAUGCCUUCGACAAGUGUAGCAUGGCCACACGAAGAUGUAUUCUUGGAGGACCAAGGACGAGCGAAACUGCAGAUCAUGGAAGAUGCAGCGAUGGAUAUUGGCCCUAUGAACUCGGAAUUAGAAGGCUGUAUCCACGAGAAAGUUGACGACGCAACACUGACAGCGAUUGGCGAUAUGAUCGAAAAGACCGAUGGCAAAGCUUUUGAGGGACUCGAACCGGAAACGACCGACUUCGAUACCUUCAAGACCACGUUGCUAGACAGAGGGCCUCAACUAGAGCGUUACAUGCAACUCUUUCUUCAGAGCGGCCUGGGCCGUUGUCUCCACAGUCUCCAGUAA
Acaromyces ingoldii is the source of this 723-nucleotide messenger RNA. RefSeq lists its product as hypothetical. The transcript is spliced from 2 exons. NCBI's taxonomy places the organism in Eukaryota, Fungi, Basidiomycota, Exobasidiomycetes, Exobasidiales, Cryptobasidiaceae. The coding region runs from base 1 to 723 and encodes 240 amino acids. The record is from RefSeq and is a predicted model, not a curated record.